AUGAAAACUUUUUUUAUUUUAUUCACUAUCUUAGGUAUAAUAAUUCAAACUUAUUGCUUUCCUGAGGGUCAUCCUGAAGGUCGUGGUGGACAUGAAUCAGUUCAAGUAAAUGACAAAUUAUACUUUAUGGGAGGUUCCCGCCUAAUCUCUCAAUCAAAUCCGAAAAGAUAUAAUUUAUCAAACGAAGUAUUUUAUCUAGACCUUUCAUCACAAUUUAAUAUUAGAAAUCCACCAUUUGUAGAUCUUACUAAUGGUACUUCACAAAUGCUUUAUGGAAAUGAAAAAGGAGCUGCAGUUCUUGGGGGAUCUAAUCGAUCUGAUGUCUACUUGAUCGGUGGAACGCAGCUGAGACUAUCAACAUUAAAUUGGAACGUCACGGACCAAUUUAUUUACAUUUAUAGAACUAUUCCUAAAAUUUGGACAAAACUUGAACAAGGAAUUAAAGGGACUCAACCUUCAAGACGUAGGUCAACUUCAACAGUAAUCAAACCUAAUGGAACAAUAUAUAUAUUUGGUGGGAGGGUAGAGCAAGAUAUGGG
Racocetra fulgida is the source of this 539-nucleotide messenger RNA. NCBI's taxonomy places the organism in Eukaryota, Fungi, Glomeromycota, Glomeromycetes, Diversisporales, Gigasporaceae. The record is from the annotation of a GenBank genome assembly.